Doryrhamphus excisus (bluestripe pipefish) is the source of this 11113-nucleotide messenger RNA. NCBI's taxonomy places the organism in Eukaryota, Metazoa, Chordata, Actinopteri, Syngnathiformes, Syngnathidae. The record is from RefSeq and is a predicted model, not a curated record.
ACGUGGAGGUUUUGAGAGUGCUCUGUAGGUCGGUGUUGGCUUUAACCAAUGCCCACCUGUUUGUUCAAGUACGCUAAUAACAUCAGAGCCCGGAAGUCACUCCUCACUCUCAUUUAACUUGUUUGGAGGACGCACCACGAAAUAACUUCACUUGCAAACAACUGCAAAGCACGCAUCACUUUGUGGAAACGGACCGCAACGACAGUAGAGUCGACUACCGACACGCAGACAGACUGUGGACAAGGAUCCUGCCAGGAGUGAUGCCGCCUGCCUUCCUUCUGUGUCUUCCACCCUGCUCACUUCAAGCAUCAUGCAAAGACACAAUGACGGACUGGACAAGUCUAUUUAUAGCCAGCCUCUCGGACAACACUCGCCUCUCGUUUUUCGAGCCGUGUGGACUGAGUGGACAUCCGCCGUGGCUCGUCUGUGCACACGUGCUCAUAACCGAGAGAGAGAGAGCAGAGUCGAGAGUGGAGAGUAACGUCGCUUAGUGGAUUAAUCCAUAGGAGGAAGAUGGGAGGCUGAGUGUGAUAAGAAGCAGCAGGCACAGACGGGGAUGCGGGAUUCAGCAGCUUCUCUCUUGCUUGGAACGGAAACCGGGAUGCCUCUACAUGCAGGAAGAGGGCUGGUGAAGGCGGUCCCAUCUCGCUGGGAAACACACUGGAAUAUUGUCCUGAAUCAUGGACUGAUGAUGCAAGAUGAUGCUUAACAAGCACCUCCACUAUUAACAUCUUCCAGGUGAAGCGAUGAUGGCUGACACGUCAAAGCGGUCCCUUAUAGUCACCAUCUCCACCAAAGCAUGAUGCCCCUCUCCAAAACGGACCCCAAACUGCAAAACAACAGUCUCCCAAAUCCCACAAGACGACUUCCUUCCUGUUCCUCAUCCUCUGCAUCAUCAGGUACCACAGAGUUGCUUCUGAGAGAUCCAACUCUGAAGAAUCUUCUACACCAAAAUUCCAGUCUAUAUUCCCAAAGGAGCACAGCAGUGAUGGAACGAACUGAUGGAACCAGCUCGGCGUACAGCAGUCCUCGUAUUCCAAAGAGAGAAGCUCCACGUUCAAAAGACACGUUGGACCUCCACACGGGUACUCUAACUCAGCGGGCCCUUCGAGAUCUUCAACUAAGAAGAAACACCAACAAGAAUUGGACCUUUGGGAAAUAUCGUCAGAGGAACGUUGACAAUGCCGACAGCACGGAAAAAGCAGUCGUGUCCCGGCAACAAUAUGGGAAGGGACAUCUUUAUACUAAAGGGCGUAACAGGAAUAUGGUGUCUUCGCAUGGAAUGGGGGGCUUCAUACCAGAGGUGAGGAGCAUCUCCAACCAGGACCACAGUGCUUCUAAAACAAAGAUCAGUGAGCCAGGACGAGUGAACAUGGCAGCUGUUGCUCCCUUCAGGUUCAGGUAUAAGGCUCAGGAUGACCAAGACGCCACGCUGGAGGACCUGAGCGACUGUUCCUCUGACUCCAUGGAGGUCUGCUGUGAUGAUCUCAACCCCGAGUCACAGAGGAAGCGCACGGUGCAGAAUGUCCUCGACCUCCGCCAGAAUUUGGAAGACACAAUGUCAAGUCUGCGGGGCUCUCAGCUCAGCCACAGCUGUUUGGAGAGCAGCAACGUGGGCUACGACAGCGACGACACCAACGCUCGUAGCAUGUCCAGCCUCUCUAACCGCUCCUCGCCUCUGUCGUGGCGCCAUGGCCAGUCCAGCCCUCGUCUCCAAGCGGGCGACGCCCCAUCCUCCACAGCAGUAGGAUACCAAGGGGUCAAAACCGCCUCCCACCAGUACGCAGCCCAAACCAUGCCGGCUCGCUGCUCGAGCCACCUCAGCGGCACAUCACGUAUCGAGCUGUUGGAUGGGCUCGAGGACGGCGACCUCAAGUCCGGUUACUUGAGCGACAGUGACCUUCUGGGAAAGAGCCUCCCGGAUGACGAGGACAACCUCACUAAUGGCUGGGAUGAAAGCAGCUCCAUCAGCAGCGGACUCAGCGAUGGCGACGGCGAAGGCUCGGACAAUCUCAGCUCAGAGGAGUUCAACGCCAGCUCGUCCCUCAACUCCCUCCCAAACACGCCCCUGGGAUCCAGACGCAACUCCUCAGUUAUGCUCCGCACGGAUGCAGAGAAGCGAUCCCUGGUAGAGAGCGGACUCUCCUGGUACAGCGAGGACGGCAAAGUCAGCCACAAGCUAAACACCAGCAGCUUUGACACGGGGAGUCUCAAAAUGGAAGCACCGAGCAAGUGGAGGAAGAAGCCCCCGAGCCUGAGUGAGGACUUCGGGGUCAAGGGUGAACUGAGAAAACCUCAAAGUUUAGGUGCGCCGGGGAGCUUUAAGAAGAGUCGGAAUCCUCCAGUGGGUGUGACCUCUCCUAUCACCCACACAUCUCAGAGCGUGCUGAAAGUGGCAGUACCAAAGAGUGACAAGCCACAAGAUAAAUCCAAGAUCUCCAUCAAGACCGGCGGUCUCCAAAGGUCACGCUCCGAUGCAGGUCGGGAUCAUCACAUGAUGGAGCCACGUAAGCCCCCUUCUGGUCUGGUCAAACCCAUGACUGGAGCCUCAUUCGGCUACAAGAAGCCAGCCACAGCUACUGGUACCGCCACAGUCCUGACAGCAGGGGGCACCACCAUCUCCAGUGGCUCUUCAACUGUGGGGAAACCUCCCAAGUCCACAGCAAUCCCAGUGAAGCCCGCGGGGGGACGUAAGAAUAGCUUUGAUGCCAGUAGCGAGCAGAGCUUCCUGGGGCCAAAUGCCCGAAACAGCAUCCAGUACCGCAGCCUGCCUCGUCCUGCCAAGUCCAGUACACUCAGUGUGAUUGGUCGGCCAGCAUCCCGACCCGUCAGCGGCACCAUAGAUCCAAGUCUGUUGAGUCUCAAACCUGUCAGCAUGGCCUCAGCAAACCCACGAGUGAAAGAACCCUCCAAUUUCAGCAGCAAAAUAUCAAACCGGACAUUCACUGGCCCGGUGAACCAGACGGAUAGAGAGAAGGAAAAGGCGAAGGCCAAAGCCGUGUGCGCUGAUAUGGAAUGUGGUUCUCUGAAAGGAGAUGAGGUCGUGUCUGAGUCCUCACGAGAAUCUGUGGUGAAACUGCACGGCCUCAGACGGACCAGCAGCAGCAAAUAUCCUGAACUGUCUUCCCCCACCACACCGAGGAUGUUGGCAAAGUCUCUGGGUCGUCCACCCAGCUUGGCACAUCUGGACAAGGUCAACUCCAACAGUCUGGACUCCUGCGUGACCAUCCAGGAUCUCCCCCCCAAAGUCCCUCCUUACUCCAAGCUCCAGGACCUGGCUGGCUCCCACUCUGCAGCACGUCUGACCCCCAGCCCGGCACCCGUGCUCCACAUUGACUCUCCUGGCUCGUUCAACAGCGAGAGCCUGGGUGGUUCACCUCUGCUCUACCCCAAACUGUCAACUAUGCACCGCAGCAUGGAGUCGCUGCCCCUCCAGAUGAGUGUGCCCUCUUCUGCCAGGUUUAGCACCACAGAGUCGAAACCAAAUCAGGAAAGGGGCGCAGGGACAUGGAGUACUGGGAGCCGGACAUCCCUCAACCUUUUCGAAGGGCUGCAAACGGACAGGAACACUUUGCCAAAGAAAGGAUUGGAACGCUGCGGAUCGAGUCUGUCGGAUAGUGACGGGAUAAAACCGGGAAGACGCCACUCCCACAACGCCGUCAGCACGACGGAGAGUGACAGCCCACCUCAGCUGCCUUCACCCACCCGUGCACUUCACCUCUUAUCCGCCACCAAAGCCCCUCUCACCAACGUGGUUGCCCCAAUUUCUUCAGGCACUCCGAGGAUAUCACGCUCUAACAGCAUUGGGCCUCCUAGUGACUCCGCCUGUGAUCUGUAUGGAUCCUCUCCCCUUGGCAGCAGCAUGUCCCUGGCUGAAAGGCCCAAAAGCAUGAUGCGGUCUGGAUCUUUCCGUGAACCUACAGACGACGUGCACGGUUCUGUACUCUCUUUGGCUUCCAAUGCUUCGUCCAACUAUUCGAAUGAGGAGAGGAUACAAGGAGAGCAAAUCCGCAAACUCCGACGUGAGCUGGAAUCCUCGCAGGAAAAAGUGGCCGACUUGACCAUGCAGCUUUCUGCUAACGCUAAUCUGGUAGCAGCUUUUGAACAGAGCCUGGCACUGAUGACAGCUCGUCUUCAGACCUUGUCUGUGUCGUCUGAGCAGAAGGAUUCUGAACUGAAUGAUCUGAGGGAAACCAUUGAGAUUCUAAAGACUAAAAACACAGAAGCCCAAGAAAUCAUCCACGGGGCUCUCAAUAAUUCAGAAAUUGCAUCUAAAGGUAGAUACUGUAUAUCGUACAAUACAGGAACAGAAAUUCUAAAGCCACCCAUGUCAUAUCUAAUUGUGUCUCGGUUCCAAUUUGAUUCAGAACUGCAGAUCAAUCGUCAGAACUCGUCUGAAAGCAUCUCGAGCCUCACCAGCACCACCAGCCACUCGAGUAUGGGCAGCAUCAAGGAACAGGAGGCCAAGAAGAAGAAGAAGAAGAGCUGGUUACGCAGCUCUUUCAACAAGGCUUUCAAUAAGAAGGGCUCGAAAGGGCCCUAUGCCGACAUUGAGGAAAUCGCCACACCGGAGUCAUCAGCCCCGUCAUCACCCAAAGUCCACCAUGAUGGAGAUAACCCUCCACCAUCAUCUAUGAAAGCCUCAGCCUCUGCAUCAUCAUCUGGGUUAUGUGAGGGGAGCGAGGCAGGGGAUGACAAGGUUGUGUCGGACCUUCGCUCGGAACUCUGGGAAAAGGAGAGGAAACUGACUGACAUCCGUCUGGAGGCUUUGACCUCUGCGCAUCAACUGGAGCAGCUGCAGGAGACCAUGACCAACAUGCAGAAGACUGUGGAAAAUCUAAAGGUAGAGAACGACCAACUGAGGACAAGCGGCAACUCCCCCUGUCCGUCUCCUGGACCGUCCAGUUCCGUGUCCCAGUCCUCGGGUCUCACUUGUCUCAGCAAUUCAUCACCACGGCAGUCAGUAGCGGUGGCUAAAGGAUACACCAGAAGGCUGAGUGAUGGAACCUGUGCAGCAGAUUCCACCGAUUACGCAAGUCUGUCCUCACAGAGAGACGACCACCGUGUCAGGGUGGUGGUUUCUGUGGUGGAUUUACACGUCUUUAAAGAUGAGGUCAAACAGUCGGAUUUAUUCAUCGGCACGGUCAGAGUGAACGGAAGGAUGGACUGGCCCAUGCUGGACUCAGCCGUCAGCCAGGCCUUCAAGGUUUACAUUGCCAAAGUGGACCCCAAUUCCAGUCUUGGCUUGUCCACAGACUCCAUCUUCAGUUACAGUAUGGGCCACAUCAAGAGGGUUCUUGGGGGAGAGGCUCCUGAGACGCAGCCCUCUCGGUGCAUGUCCCGGGGGCCCACCGGUAUCACUGUGGCUCUGAAAGGCUUGAAGGAGAAGUGCGUGGACAGCCUCAUCUUCGAGACCCUCAUACCUAAACCGAUGAUGCAACACUAUAUCAGCCUGCUACUCAAACACCGCAGACUCAUCCUAUCUGGUCCGAGCGGAACGGGUAAAACAUACCUCGCCUCCCGUCUGGCUGAGUACCUGGUGGACCGUAGUGCCCGCGAAGUCUCUGAUGGCAUCGUCAUGACCUUCAACAUGCAUCGCCAGUCAUGCAAGGAUCUACAGCUGUAUCUCUCCAACUUGGCCAAUCAAAUUGACAGAGAAACCAGCUCCUCUGAGAACCCUCUGGUCAUUAUUGUAGAUGAUAUUCAUGACCCAGCUGCGGUCAGCGAACUAGUCAAUGGGGCACUCACUUGCAAAUAUCACAAAUGUCCAUACAUCAUCGGAACAAGCAAUCAGCCAGUGAAGAUGACUGCAAACCACAGUCUUCACCUCAGCUUCAGGAUGGUGACCUUCUCCAACAACGUGGAGCCAGCUAACGGCUUCCUGGUGCGCUACCUGCACAGAAAGCUAAUGGAGUCUGAGGACGAGAGGAGUUUGACCAAUGACGACCUGAUCCAAGUGCUGGACUGGGUUCCCAAACUGUGGUAUCAUCUACACACCUUCCUGGAGAAGCACAGCACAUCUGACUUUCUCAUUGGACCCUGCUUCUUCCUGUCUUGUCCUGUCACAGUAGAUGAGUUUCGAUCGUGGUUCAUUGACCUAUGGAACCAUUCUAUUAUUCCCUACUUGCAAGAAGGAGCCAAGGAUGGCAUCAAGUUCCAUGGCCAGAAAGCAGUAUGGGAGGACCCGGUGGAGUGGGUGAGGGGCACACUGCCUUGGCCUUCUGCCCAGCAGGACCAGGCAAAACUGUUCCAUCUUCCUCCUCCAAGCAUCGGCUCCGGCAGUCCUGGUCAGUCCGGCGAGGAGAAGUCUCACAAGGAAACGACACCAAGCUCAGUGGAAUCUGAUCCGCUGAUGGCAAUGCUUUUGAAGCUUCAAGAGGCUGCCAAUUACAUUGAAUCCCCAGACAAAGACGAGCCCAGCCUGCCAAGACUGUGAACAAGUUCACACUUUAAACUCAGCACUUCAUAUCAUAAACUUUAUAGUCAUUAUUACUUGUCUGCUGUACUGUACAUUCAGGAACCUUAAGAAAUGGUUGUAGGGUGAUUUUAAAGUGUCAUUCCUUCACUGGAAGGCCAUGCAGUAUUUCCAAGAAGUUAUAGAGCGAUUUGAAAAAUAUAUAUUAUGUACUAGAUUCACUUCAGGUCCCUUUACCACCUCUUUGUCCUCAGUACUCUUCUUAGAUUGGUGCUAAUAGUUCAACAUGAAACACUUCAGGUGAAACAGUGCAUCACGGAAUAUGUUGUACUUGUCCACUGAAGCUGUUCUCACACACAGUAGGGGUGACUCGCUGCUGGAAAAAAAAAAGAGUACGACAGCAUGAGUUUGUCCGUCUCUAAAGCCAAAUGUUGCACAUUAUGCAAUCCUCAACGUUUCAACCUGAGCAGGUAAAACAACAAUUAAAAAAAACAAGAUGCCUUAAAAAACAAAAAGGUCAGCGUCACCACAACUUCAGCAGCUCACACUGGUGCUUACAUCAUCUUAACUCAUUAUCAGCUCAUCAGGUUUUAAUUACCCUUUUCUGCCAAUAUGACUAUUAUUUUUGAACACAUCCGUCAAGUCAUUCACAAAGAAAGAUUGCUGUCAUACUCUUUUUGAACACGCUUACUGGUGAUAUCAGCUAAUCACUGCUCACUAUUACUCUACUAGUACUAUUUGCUUCACCUUGAAACACAUAAUUAUCACCGUUGCUGCCGUUUAAACUAUACCAGGUAUUCUGACUGGUAUUCCUCUACUAGGGUGACGAUGCAGUUUGAAUCCACUGAUUUGAAACCUUUUGAAAAGGGGAUGAAGGAGUAUUAGGGCCACACUGAUGAUAAAGAAAAUAGUCACAGUUAGCUAACUCGAUUGCAAAGCUAGCUCAUAUAGUUGGGAAGCCUGCUUGGAAAAAAAACAGCAUAGAGCAGCUAGCAGCAUACAUUGUGUUGCAUGAUCAGCAUAUGUUGUGUUUUCGUGCUGGUAUGCCGGUCCAUAUACGUUGCGUUUUCGUGCUGGUAUGCUGUUCUGGAGACUAGCUCCCAGCAUGACCAGCAUACAUUGUGUUUCCGCGCUGGUCCUCCAGACCGGCAUAGACUAGCGACCAACCUACCAACACGAAAACACAAUUUAUGUUGGUAGCUGGUCUAUGCUGGUUUUUCCAGCAAACUAACAUGGGAAAGUAUAAUUUACCAGUUUCGAUAGCUUACCUCGUAAAUCAAGCAAGUAAUGUAAGUUACAAAAUCUGUGUAACCUAGCGAGUACUAAUGGCUAGUGACAUUGUCAACCAGAUAGUAAAGCAGAUUACGGGUUUGACUACGACUUAGCGCUUUGCUGAACUUGGUUGCUGAAGUAGCUAACACUUUUGCUAACUGGUAAUGCAAACUAGUGGCGCUGCUAUCUGUUAUUAAUCAUAAAACAUGUAAAACCAUGGAGCUAAUUUUACCUUUUGAUGGCUACCAAUUCCUGCGAUAAAAAAGGUCGAACAUGUAGCAAAUCUUAACUUUUCAUUGUUAUAAUUUUCGUCUUUGGAUUAUAUCAGUAAGCCAAAGCCAUUGACAAUUUUGGCAAUAGUGCGUCCCUAAUACUUGGCCAUGUAAUGCAGUUCUAGAAAGAUUGUGUACCUGGAAUCAGAUAACCAAAACAUUAUAAAAUAAAUGCACAAAUGAAUGUAGAGAAAAUGCUUGUGAAAGAGCCACUGAACGGUAUCGAACGUGUAGCAUGGGCGUUUGACGAAGCUGCGUCACAAAAUAAAAGCUAAUAAUGCCCCCCCAAAAAAGAUGUCUGAGUAGAAUGACUUUAAAGCUACCUACAGCCACUUCGCCAGGAGAAUUUUCAACAUUUACUAUAGGUGCAUAUGGUGCUUUUCAACAUUGUCACAAACUGUUUGUCGUAUUCAUGCAACAAUUCAGGGUAGCUUGAAGAGAUAGUUCCAAAAAAAUAUGUUUUUAGGAUGUCAACGACAUUUAGAGACAGUCGUGUGAGACAUUGUACGACAUACUACAUGGCCAUGCUGAUGUAUUCGUAUAGGAGAGCGGAUAACGCUGAUGAUCACUUUUUGAGGUGCUCCAUGUAGGUUGUUUUUUUUACUUAUAGUAAAACGUAAGUAAAGCAUAAGUGUCCCUAAAGAAGUUACGUAUGUAGUGAUUUUCAUUGUUCAAGGAUUGUGUACACAUUGUUGAAUGAACUCAUCAAACGAACGAAUGUCCCAUCACUUAAGCGACGACUCUAAGUUAUCUUGAUAAGAUGAAUUAAACACUUGUUGCUUUGUUCUUGUGUAGCACUUUUUUGCGAAUGAUAAGUAAAAUACAAAGAUGACUUUCAUAGUUAGCGUCCAAAAAAAAAAUUUAAAUUCUUGCUUUUUUUGCGAAUGAUCAUAAUCCCAAAGUGAAUUCAAAGAUGGGUUUCACAGUUAGGGUACAAAAAUGUGGGUUUCAAGUAUUGUAAAUAUGUCUGCCGCGUCCCUAAAAAGCUUGUCAUCUCAUUCAAUGGUCGUCGUGCUUGCAGUAGCUGUAACUUAGGUUUGCGUCAAAGUGUAUCAGAACUAUACAGCAACUUCUACUGGUGUUUGUCAGAAACUCGUGCAGAUCAUGUUCCUGCGUGUUCCGUCGCUCUGACGGGGUCAAGUGGUGAGCCUUAACGUUUGGGGUGUUGUGUUGGUAACAGGGUAAAAUGAAAAGACAUAGUUUGGAUGCCAUGUCCACAUGAAUAAUUCAUUAAUGGUCAUGAUUGUCAUUUCAGAUUGAAAGUUUCAUCCCAAAAACAGCACUUGUAUUGAUUUUAAAUAAACUACAAGCCAAUACAGGUUGCUGGAUAGUCAUAUUUUUGGAGAAAGUUGUUGACUUAACGGUAAAUGUAAAAAAAAAAAAAGAAGAAAAAAACCCAUAUGUUAUGAGAUCUUUGCAAAUGUUAAGGGUUUUUCUGUGUUGUAAAUGCAUGUAAACUUUUUGUGUGACAAUGAGUGACAUGAAUUGUUUAUUAGGAAGAUCAUUAAUGAUUUCCUUUUUAAAAAAAACAGAUAUUUGAUAUUUCUUCUUUGUUUUCUAAAGACUCCUUUAUAAAAGGUUAAUUUCUCUAUUUUGUACGAAACAUCAUUGUAAAGACUGUAAAUAUGGCAGCAUAUUCAGGAUGAAGCAACAAUCAGUGAAGAGGGUUUAGACUCGGGUUCCAUAAUACACAGCCAGGCCUCCAUCCAUACAUCAACACAUCACUGUUUGAUGAUGCUGGAGAUUGCUUCCUAUUCAUCAGCCUCCGAUUCAAUUUAAGGUGGCUUUAACCUAAUAUGCUGUGUGACUGUUUGACCACUGAUUUCUGUUUUUUUAUGACACCUAUCAAUGUAAAAAUAUUGUCGGUAAGACAUUACCUUUGGCUGACACCCACUGUUGUUUUUGUGAAACCUUUAUUCUAUUUGCAAAAAUGCAGUAAAGGCACAUUUUUUAAAUAAAGUUUAAUAAAUACCAUAGUGUCAGGUAAAGGUAAUGUCUUACCUAAAACAUCUAAAAUGUUUUCACAAUAAGAAGUGUCAGAAAAAAAGACCAUUGGGACAAACAGUCACACUGCACAGUAAGUUAAUUCCACUUUAAAUUUCCUUAAAGUGCUGAAUCGGAAGUUAGUGAAUCAGAAGCUAACUUCAGCAUUGUCACUGUUUGUUUAAAUCAAUAAAGUACAUGUUAUAUUUCAUCACCUGCUCCUUGUCGGUUCAUUUGACGAUGUGCAGCAGUGAUUUAAGUACUGACUUAAAAUAAACGAAAACUGCAUAGAAAAGAAGCACUCAAGUAUAGCUAGGAAGGAAAACUCUCUAGCUAAAGUUAGCUAGUAAUGUAAACAGAAAAGCUAGCGUGUAUUUCGGGCUCGUAAAGUUGGUACCUGAUGGCCGCAUUAGGCCAUUAAGCUAGCAGCUAUCACUAGUUAAAAAUAUGAGCGAAAACCUACGUAUUGGCUUUAUAUUACCUUAUAUUACAUUAUAUAACCUACGUAUUGGCGUAUAGCUGAUAAUGAUGUCCAGCUAGCAAAGCUAGUAUCGCUAACUACUAAUGUUGACUUGCCAAAUCUGUAACAAAGUAAAGUUAAUCUAAUGCAACUAAAGCUUGCUACAAGCUAAUUACUCCAAAAAGACAAUAACGCUUGUAAAUGAAGUUUGCUAUGAAGCCAUUAGUUAGUAAUUAUCACUUUUUUUAUUCUGAAGGAAGCUAUUGGCUAACUAACAAAGUGACUAAACUUACUACUAUCAAGUUAUGCUAGCUGUUCCUUUGGUGCUGGUAACAAACAGGAGCUGGAAAAGAAAAACUCAACUUUUAAGUCAAAAUCUUCUCACAUGAUCAUGAUAUGAUGAUAAAAACUAUAUACAUUUUUAAAUUCAGUGGAGUCUUGUAUAAAAAGCUACAAACCUUAUGUGUAUUUAUUGGUAACAAACUGGCUAACUUUUCUAAUGGAAUGUCAGCCUCUGCAACCAUUGCUACUAAAUCUUCAACAAUCUUAUAUAUCUACCGAUGCACGCAGUCAUUUUCAUCAUUUUUUAAUAAUUCGAAGAAUCUAUACCAGCAUACUGGCAGAUAAAAAAAAUAUAGCCCAACUCUAAUAUUGACACACUUAUUUGUGGUCUUCAGCAUCUAAAAACUAAGCAUAUAAUAUAGCACAAAA